AUGACUCUUCAAUCCCUACUCAACACCCUUCUCAUCUCAGACAUUUUUCUAUUUUCCCAAGUGUUCAGCUCCCUGGCCCCUCUGAACAAAAUGGGUUCGAUGAAUGACUCACUCGAGAAGUCACUCGCAAAGUCCCCCCGCAAAGUCCCCUGCCAAAGUCCUCGCCAAAUCUCCCACCAUAUCUCCCACCGAAGCUCCCGCCAAAAGUUCCAGUACCACUACAGAUGGACAGAUCGUGAUAUUCAUAUCGACUGGGGUGAUACUGGAAUCGGUCCAGACCUCACAUCUACUUAUGGUCUUGGUCCAGGAAAACCGAUCUUGGAGCAUAUUGAUGGAUUGACACAAGUCUUUCAAGCUGGAAAUAAAUUCUAUCUCUGGGUUAUGACGGUUGAUGAUGUCUACGAGACAGAUUGUCGGGAUAUACAUGAUCUCUAUGAUCGUCUAUGGCGGGGAGGAAUGAAGACCAUCGAGACACGGCGCCUGGAGGAACCUGACGACCCUGAGUGUUAG
This is a messenger RNA of Penicillium cosmopolitanum, 510 nucleotides long. RefSeq lists its product as uncharacterized. Bases 1 to 510 code for a protein of 169 amino acids. Lineage: Eukaryota; Fungi; Ascomycota; Eurotiomycetes; Eurotiales; Aspergillaceae. The record is from RefSeq and is a predicted model, not a curated record. The transcript has 3 exons.